AUGCCCAUGAAUUGGAAUGACACUGCUGAUGCCAAGUUGCUGGUCGGCAUCUUGGCAACUACCAAUGUCAAGUUGGACAUGCCCGCCCUGGCUAGUUACAUGGGUCCCGGGUGCACCGUGAGUGCCGUGCAGCAUCGCAUCCAGCGCCUCAAGGAAAAGGUCGGUGCUUCCACUGCUGCUGCCGCCAGCUCUGCCCCUGGCACUCCCGGCGAUGGAACUGCCACCAUGACCGCCCCAGCCAAUGGCCCCGGACCUGCGUCUGUGGUUCCCACUCCGGAGAAACGAAAGAGAGGUCGCCCUAAGAAGACGACGACUGCCGACACUGUCGAGGACAGCGAGAAUGUGGCCGCUCCUACCCCCAAGAAGACUCGGGCCAGAAAGGCCAAGAAGUCCGAAACUACCGAGAGAGAGGACAGUCCGGAGGAUGUUUUGCCUGACGUUACUCACGCUGAGGCUCUUGCUGCUGGCCGUGGCGAGCACGGGUCGGUUGGUGGCGAUGAGGUCCAGGAGACUCCGGUCAAGUCUGAGACCGACGUGGCUGAUUUGGCUGGCUGA
Molecule: messenger RNA, 555 nt
Organism: Aspergillus ibericus CBS 121593
Lineage: Eukaryota; Fungi; Ascomycota; Eurotiomycetes; Eurotiales; Aspergillaceae
Exons: 3
Coding region: 1-555 (184 amino acids)
Source: RefSeq, a predicted model, not a curated record